AUGGGUGAAUUGGAAGGAAAUGAACUCGCCGAAGUACACAUAUAUACUCAGACAUUUAAAGUAACUCAGAAGUCAGUUGAAAGGAAUGAAAUUGAUAAAAGAUUCCACACCUACAUAAACAGAGUGUUGGAUGAGGGCGGAGCGGAAAUAGGGAUCGUGUUUUAUAAGGGCUUGCUGUAUUCCCAUCCCGACGCGAAUGACCAAGCAGGGAAAUAUUCUGUCGAAUUCCACCUGUUGUCGGCGAAACACUGGGAUGAGAACAGAAGAAACAGACUUCUGAAGUCGCAGAUCUACAGGGAACACACGGAAAAUUUUGUGCGCUCUGUGGGGAGUGGCUACUAUGGUCGUUCUAAGCGUACUUUACAUGGCCGGGAAUCUAUGAAGAGGAAAACACACGAAUCCCGGUGUAAGAACUGCGGCUUUGUGACGCUCUCACUACUCAGUUUUCCAAUUCUAUCAGUUUCCGUAGCCUGGUUUUCAUGGCCGCACCUGAUUGGCACAGAGGUUAUUUACAUAAUGGCAGGAAUAGGGUACCGUCCAAAGUUUUUCAAAGAGUAUUUCCGAAUUGUCGAAAAGUCGGAGAGCUUCGGAAAUCCCAUUAUUGAUCGAUUUCCCACGAACCACAAGGACGUCAUGUCGGUAGCACCAGCGCAUGUGGAAACAAUGAAGAAAUGUCAUCUUCUCUCCGAGCAUCCGACGAACGGAGAGGUGUUCAAGACCAUCGCUACACUGAAGUUAUCUGCAAUGUAUUUAAGGAAACGAAACACACUGCAAUCCUUAGAUAGGACCAAAGAAUCCCCUGAAGUGGCCAUAGAAAAUUUGGAUAUCAUGAUGGCGGCUCGCAAAGGUUACAUUGGAAAGAGUAACAAUAUGAAAGUGGGACAUAGCGAUGAAGUUGUGUAAAGAAUUUCUACAUAACGGACAUUUUAUACAGCUCAGGUUCUGUAUUUCAGAUUUAUGGCCUGGAUAGAUCUGUCUUUAUUUGUAACUCAUGUACAACCAUUACGGUAAAGUGUGAAUAAUGAAUAAAAUAUUGUAGUAUAGAAAUAUGAGAGAGAGAGAGAGAGAGAGAGAGAGAGAGAGAGAGAGAGAGAGAGAGAGCACAGGGGCGGAUCCAGGAAUUGUGGUUACGGGGGGCGCCACUUUAUGAGGCAGGGGGUCUGGGGGCCGCCUUGAGGGCCCAGGGGGCGAAGCCCCCGGAAGCUCCUGGAUUUUGCAGGUUUUAUAGAGCUUGAAAUACGUCUCCUAUUUAGUCAUUUCUACUAUUUUCUAUCAUUUCUUAUAAGGUGAAAUUAAUAAAAAUGACGAAAAAUUUUAAGGGUUUUUGGAAAAAAUUAAGUUCUCCCAAUAAAAUAUUUCAAGAAAU
Ostrea edulis (European flat oyster) is the source of this 1366-nucleotide messenger RNA. RefSeq lists its product as uncharacterized. NCBI's taxonomy places the organism in Eukaryota, Metazoa, Mollusca, Bivalvia, Ostreida, Ostreidae. The record is from RefSeq and is a predicted model, not a curated record. Bases 1 to 903 code for a protein of 300 amino acids. The transcript is spliced from 4 exons.